UGGUCUAACCUUAACCGGAAGUUGUCAGCAGCUGCGCGUCGUGUGCUAGAAGCUAAUAGAAGCUAACAGGAGCUAAUAGAAGGUGCUGGAAGGUGCUAGAAGUCACUACCAUGUUGAGUAAAGUGCUCGGUCAGAAAUAUGUGGCCAUUGCUAAGUCGUGGAUGCCCACACUUGCUGUUUGGGGAACAGUUGGCGGCGUAGCCUUGGUUCACUUCACAGACUGGCGAAUGUUCCUGGACUAUGUGCCCUACAUCAGUGGCAAGUUCAAGAAGGACUAACCAGUUUGUUGUGGGAGAUGAUGAACCAGGACUGUUUUGCACUGAACUCCAUCCAACUGUCAUCUUCAUCCUGCUUGUGCAACAGCGUGACGACCUCCACCUUCAUCACUGCACUUGGGCUUCAAUGCUCCGUCCAAAUGAAAGAAUAGGAAAACACAGACAAUGCACAGACUUUUUGUUUUCCCUGCUGCAGUUGGAGCUUCUUAUGUUACUCGUUAGUUGCUGUCUGAUUUAAAUGUUCAGCUCUGUACUUCAAGCAAAACUGUUUUUGAAGAGUAAAAAGUAUGUGAAACACCUCA
This is a messenger RNA of Nerophis ophidion (straightnose pipefish), 577 nucleotides long. Its product is annotated as cytochrome b-c1 complex subunit 10-like. Bases 111 to 278 code for a protein of 55 amino acids. The record is from RefSeq and is a predicted model, not a curated record. The transcript has 3 exons. Gene Ontology annotation, cellular component: mitochondrial inner membrane. Gene Ontology annotation, biological process: mitochondrial electron transport, ubiquinol to cytochrome c. NCBI's taxonomy places the organism in Eukaryota, Metazoa, Chordata, Actinopteri, Syngnathiformes, Syngnathidae.